Messenger RNA from Ruditapes philippinarum (Manila clam), 999 nucleotides. RefSeq names its product fibulin-1-like. The transcript is spliced from 7 exons. NCBI's taxonomy places the organism in Eukaryota, Metazoa, Mollusca, Bivalvia, Venerida, Veneridae. The coding region runs from base 1 to 999 and encodes 332 amino acids. Gene Ontology annotation, molecular function: calcium ion binding. The record is from RefSeq and is a predicted model, not a curated record.
AUGCUCUUCCCGCAGAAUGAUCUUCAGUGUCGGGAACAGAAAGAAAUUGCAAGUUACGAGGUCGGAGCUCAAGGCCGGUUGCUCGAGUACUUCGAAGCCCAGUUUCCUGAUUGUGUCCUGUGUUUUCUUCUGGAACCAACCAGUGCUGGUGUCAAACAUGUUUGUUGUAGUUGGGAGUCAUGGAGUCAAUGCAGCCGUUCAUGUGGUGGCGGCAGUCAAACUCGUUACGGAUAUUGUGGUAUUUGGUGGGGACGGCAUUCCGAGACGCAAAGUAGGACAUGCAAUGAAUUUUGCUACAAUAGCGGCUCCUUUUACGGGGGUCAUUGUCACUGCAGUGCUUGGAGAUCAGGAUCAUGUUGUCAAACUUGCAGACAUAUAAACAUUGCCCAAUGUAAACAUGGCAAACAAGACUGUGGCGGAAGUCCUGACAACAUAAAAUGUACAGAGUGCGAGAGAUACUACGUACCUGCAGGCUAUGGACAUGGAUGUAAGAGAUGCCAGCAUAAUUAUGUUGUCGAUAGGGGUGUACCAAAAUGUGCAUGCAAAGAUGGCUUUAAGCUCUCUUCAAAUGGAUAUUCAUGUUUUGAUGUAGAUGAAUGUGUCGUUGGCAACUCACAUUGUAACCAAAUAUGUUCAAAUACUGUUGGAUCCUUCAAAUGCUCCUGCAGACAAGGCUACACCCUCGAUUCUGACGGUCAAACAUGUUCUGAUAUAGACGAGUGCCUAACUGGAGUGGCAAAAUGUGAACAGAAAUGUAUCAACUUGCCGGGCUCCUAUAGUUGUUCUUGUCGUCCAGGAUUUACAUUAUUGCCCAAUGGCUCUUGUACAGAUAUAAAUGAAUGCAGCAGAAACAAUGGCGGUUGCAUGCAAAAUUGCGUAAACGAACCAGGAUCAUUCCAUUGUGAAUGCCGCGACGGAUUCAGACUGGAGUCACAACAAUUGUCAUGUGUCGGUAAAUAUAACUUUAAAGCACUUAACAUUGUCAGCUGGAGUGAUUGA